AUGGCUCCCGAAAAGAAUGGAAGAGUCGUCUUCAUCGGCAACAUCCCUUACGGUGUUAGCGAAGAACAAAUCAUCGACACGUUUGGAAGAGUCGGUGCGGUAAACAACUUCAGACUCGUGCACGACAAGGAGACUGGUAGACCGAAGGGUUUCGGUUUCCUCGAGUUCGCCGACCCAGACGCCGCCGCUUCGGCAGUGCGUAACCUCAACGACCACGAGAUCAUGGGCCGCAAGUUGCGUGUCGACUGGUCCAACGACAACAGCGGCGGUGGAAACUCCAGCUCCAACGACAAUUCAACCAACAGCAUGAGCGCACAGCAGCCUCACGGUGGCGAUGCUGCAGGCCAACAGCCUCCGAUGCUCCCUCCUCUUCCACCUGGCACCGAUCUGCCCGCGGGCUUGACAUGUCCCGAUGCCAUCUCGAAAACCCUCAGCGCCAUCCCUGCCCCUCAAUUGCUGGAUAUCAUCUCGCAGAUGAAGGGCCUCGUCAUGUCGGAUCCCAAUCAAGCAACCGAGCUCCUGCGCCAGGCACCCCAACUCGCCUACGCCAUCUUCCAGGCACUUCUCCUUCUGGGUCUGGUUGACACAAGCAUGCUUGGCAGCAUCGUCCAGGCUUCCGCCCCUCAGAACCCACAAUUCCCUGCUUCAGCACCCGUUCCCCCUCCGCCUAUGCCUCAACCUCCCCAGGCCGCCUAUGCUCCCACACCUCAGCCCGGCUACCCAGGAUACCCCCCUCAACACUACCAACAACCCACACCACCAGUGCAACAACCCGCUUUUGCGCCGCCCCCGCCCCCUCAGCAGGCCGCUGCAGCUAGUCAGCAGGACCUCAUUGCGCAGGUUCUGUCCAUGACCAUCGACCAGAUCAACCAACUCGAUCCUGUGUCGCGCCAGCAGAUCAUUGCUCUGCGCGCCCAGCUAGGUGCCCCCGUUGCUUGA
Messenger RNA from Aureobasidium subglaciale EXF-2481, 939 nucleotides. RefSeq lists its product as uncharacterized. The coding region runs from base 1 to 939 and encodes 312 amino acids. Gene Ontology annotation, molecular function: mRNA binding. Gene Ontology annotation, biological process: mRNA 3'-end processing. Lineage: Eukaryota; Fungi; Ascomycota; Dothideomycetes; Dothideales; Saccotheciaceae. The transcript has 2 exons. The record is from RefSeq and is a predicted model, not a curated record. Gene Ontology annotation, cellular component: mRNA cleavage and polyadenylation specificity factor complex.